Messenger RNA from Alternaria ethzedia, 489 nucleotides. RefSeq names its product Rho GTPase (gene RHO2). Lineage: Eukaryota; Fungi; Ascomycota; Dothideomycetes; Pleosporales; Pleosporaceae. Gene Ontology annotation, molecular function: GTP binding; GTPase activity. Bases 1 to 489 code for a protein of 162 amino acids. Gene Ontology annotation, biological process: small GTPase-mediated signal transduction. The record is from RefSeq and is a predicted model, not a curated record. The transcript is spliced from 2 exons.
AUGGCCCAGCAGCAGCAGAAUGGCGAGCCUGUAAUGCGCAGAGUAGACGGCAAGUCCGUACAACUCGCCCUAUGGGAUACAGCCGGCCAAGAAGACUACGAGCGCCUCCGUCCCCUCGCCUACAGCAAAGCGCACGUCAUCCUCAUCGGCUUCAGCGUCGACUCCCCCGACUCCCUCGAUAACGUUAAGCACAAGUGGGCAGAGGAGGCCCGCGAACGCUGUCCCACCGUCCCCAUCAUCCUCGUCGGCCUGAAAAAAGAUCUCCGCGACGACCCCCUCGCACAGGAAGAAAUGCGCAAGAAGAGCUUGAGGUUUACGACACCGAAACAAGGCGCCGAUAUGAAGGACAUGAUUGGCGCGAGGAAAUACCUAGAAUGUAGUUCCCUGACAGGGGAUGGCGUGGACGAUGUUUUUGAAGCGGCGACUAGGGCAGCGCUGCUGAGUGUGGAUAAGAAGGAGAAUCCCGGGUGCGGAUGCGUUGUCCUGUGA